AUUUUUGUUCGUUGCGGUGGCAUUUAUAAUUUAAUCUGACUUGAACCACAGCAGCCAGUAUUCCUUCCACUCACAUCGUUGCAAGUUGGUCGGCUGGAAUAGCUACGGAUGUGUCAGCUGCUGCAAAUUACCAAUUACAUUACCAUCGCAUUCAACAAACGUCGCUCGAGAUAAUUAAUCAGCUGCAGAAUAAUGGAAUCUUUUGAAAUACUGUGUGGUGUUGCUGCCAUACUUCUCGCUAUUUAUUAUUAUUUUACAUCGACUUUCGAUUUUUGGAAAUCACGUGGUAUUCAAGGUCCACAACCGAUACCGGUUUUUGGAAAUUUUAAAGAUAUUAUGCUUAAUAAAAAGGCAGCGGGUAAUUAUUUAAUGGAAAUAUACAACGAGUUCAAAAAUGAACCCAUGAUUGGAAUAUUCGCUAGGAAAACACCCGUUCUUAUUGUAAGAGAUCCAGAAUUCAUUAAGGAUAUUCUUAUCAAAGAUUUUACUAAGUUUGCCGACAGAGGAAUUCCUCUUACUGAAAAAGCUGAUCCACUUUCGAUACAUCUUUUCGCUUUGGAGCCUAAAAGAUGGCGACCUUUAAGAGUAAAGUUGUCGCCCGUUUUUACAUCUGGUAAACUAAAGGAAAUGUUCUCAUUAAUAUCGGAUUGCGCUGAGCAUUUUGAACAAUACAUAGGAACAUUAGUGAACAAAAACGAGCCUAUAGAAUGUCGUGAAUUGACGGCUAAGUAUACGACCGAUGUAAUCGGUACUUGCGCCUUCGGCAUUGAGAUGAACGCUUUGUCGGACGAAGACAGUGAAUUUCGCAGAAUGGGAAGAAUGGUCUUUACACCAACUUGGAGAAAUAUUCUGCGAAUGAGAGUGAGACAAUCUCUGCCAUGGCUCUAUGAAAUGUUCAGUUACUUCUUGCCACAAACGGAGGUCACCAAAUUUUUCACACGUGUCGUCGUAGAAACCAUGAAUUAUAGAGAAAAGAAUCAUAUCAUUAGGAACGAUUUUAUUGACAUGCUGCGCGAAUUGAAAAAUAAUCCAGAUAAAUUAGGCGAUGUCAAGAUAACUGACAACUUGAUAGCCUCUCAAGCAUUCGUAUUUUUUCUUGCUGGCUUUGAAACUUCAUCGACGACCAUGAGUAACGCUCUUUACGAGUUGGCAUUAAAUCAGGAAAUACAAGACAAGUUACGUGAAGAAAUUGAUGAAGUGUACACUAAGCAUGGUAACAAUUUAACAUAUGAGAAUAUAAAAAAGAUGAAUUAUUUGGACAAAGUUUUCAAAGAGACUUUACGAAAAUAUCCGCCCGCCACAAUUCUUAUGAGACAAUCUACAUCAAGUUAUACUUUUGAUGGUAUUACAUUAAAUAUACCAAAAGAUCAAAAGGUAUGGAUUCCAGUUCUCGCGAUUCAUCGAGAUCCGGAUAUUUAUCCGAAGCCAGAUGUUUUCAAUCCAGAAAGAUUUACUGACGAAGCAGUAAAAGCCAGACACGCGAUGCAUUAUUUACCUUUUGGUGAUGGACCAAGAAAUUGCAUAGGUGCCCGCUUCGCUGUUUAUCAGACAAAGAUUGGUCUUAUAAAGAUACUACGAAAUUAUAAAGUCGAAACUUGUGAUAAAACGCAAAUACCUUACGUGAUUGAUCCUAAAGCAUUUUUAUUAGCACCAAAAGAUGGAAUACAUUUGAGAAUAAUUAAAGUUAAUCGGGCUUAGUUUAAGCUCUGAUAUUCCACUCAAGAAGCAAAAGUGAAAAAGAUAAAAAAAUUUAUGAAUUAAAAUAAUAAUAACGAUAUACAAAUAUCAUUGUAUUGUAACAUUUUAUAACGAUAUAAAUUAAUUAACAAUUUGUUUUAAUUAUUUUUAA
Cataglyphis hispanica is the source of this 1849-nucleotide messenger RNA. RefSeq names its product cytochrome P450 6a8-like. Lineage: Eukaryota; Metazoa; Arthropoda; Insecta; Hymenoptera; Formicidae. The coding region runs from base 193 to 1698 and encodes 501 amino acids. Gene Ontology annotation, molecular function: monooxygenase activity; heme binding; oxidoreductase activity, acting on paired donors, with incorporation or reduction of molecular oxygen. The record is from RefSeq and is a predicted model, not a curated record. The transcript has 6 exons.